UCGUGGUUUUGAAGGUUACGUCGCAAUGUUUAUUUUGGAAUUCUUGAGCGUCUUUCAUCCAUGGCGCUGAAAUGUGAUAAUUGUGCAUAGUCUCAGAGACUUGUAAACUGAAAAUUCCUCUUAAAACUUCGCAUUUUACUUUUCGCUCCAUUAAUUUUUGUAAGCUGUUAAACUGGAGAGACUCGAUCUUCGGGUUGGAGGCCAUGGUCUCCAUUCAGUCCAAAACUGGCCUGAUGUUAAUGACGAUGCGCUAAAUGGGAAUCUUCCUGGGAAGACAACAUUCAUCCCUAUAUCUCUUGACUAUCAUCCAUUGGAUGAGAAAAUGUUAAGUGGAGAAACAACCCAAGAUCAAAAUGACACUGCUCUGGAUAGCGAAGCUGCAAAGUCUCGAGCCACUUUGGUUCGCUCUGAUGGUGUGGAUGACACUGACUCAGUUUUUCAGAUUGAACUCCCCUCUUCGCCUGAAACUAAUGAUAAAAAAUUGAAUCGAGGUAUAUCAAGAGCAACAGAUAAUGUGAACAUUGUCAUGCGAGCCAGAACAGAGUUGGACAAUGUGAAUGAAGAUAGCAAUGUGUUCGAGUUUCCAGUUUAUAAUUUCACACUGCCUGACCUGUCAACACUUCCAGAGGAUUUUCGUGUUUUCAUUGAGAAGGAUUUGAUGGCUCUUUCAACAUUGUCAUCAUUGGAGCAAGCAAAUCGGCUGAACUGGUGGACAAAUUUUACUCAGAAGCUCUGGCCUCUUUCCACAUCAGGCGAUGGCAAUUGCUUAUUGCAUGCUGCUUCCUUAGGAAUUUUUGGAUUUCAUGAUAGAAGGCUGUCACUACGAAAAGCUCUUCACAAUUUCCUAACACAUAGUGGUUUCAUUGAUGCUCUUUGGCGACGCUGGAAGCGGCAGCAGAGUGUGCUGAAUGUGCAGUCAGGACUUGUAUACUCAGAGAUUGAAUGGCGCCAGGAGUGGAAUGCCAUCGUCUCCAUGGCCUCUAUCACGCCACGCAUUAGGCGGCAGAGUUUUGCAGGUAAUGAUGCUGGUGACUUGGCUGGAGCUGUUUACGAAAGUUUAGAAGAAAUCCAUGUUCUUGCUCUGGCUCAUGUCCUCAAACGACCUAUCAUUGUUGUUGCUGACACAGUCCUCAAAGACAUGAAUGGAGAUGCAUUGGCUCCCAUUCCAUUCGGUGGAAUAUAUUUGCCUCUCGAGAUACCAGCAGAGGAGUGUGAAAGAUCACCUCUGCUACUUGCCUAUGAUGGUGGUCAUUUUUCAGCUCUAGUCAUUAUGGAUAAUAGUCCCUUACCAGCCGCAAUUCCACUAACAGAUUCGUCACAUGAACUACUUCCUAUCCAGUUCAGUAUUGAUCCAAAUGAUGCUGAAGAAGAAAAUCUAGAGUUUGAACUAUCUUUUUCGGAAAAAAUAGACCUACUCAAUAAAUUCCUCGAUGUUGUUAAGUUGGAUCCUGUGAUCACAGAGCACACAGAAAAGAAUGGGGUGUUUGGAAGCAUAGGCAAAAGUGUAAGUCAGAAAUUAAGACUGAAGUUAAGUCGCUCAGAUUCGCACAAAAGUACAGCACAAAAUAAAGAGCAUGAAGCUUAUUUGUGCGCUCUUCUUCAUAUUAAAAGAUCUGACUACCAUGAUACUCUAAAGAACAACUAUCUGCAGUCAGCCAAAAGCCGCUUCCAUGAAACUAAUCAUAAAAUGAAGGACAGUGAUCUAGCGCCACGCUAUGGAGCAGGAAAAUCACAGUUCUAUGCAGAGGCCGAUCUAGAGUCGCAUGAAAAGGUGAACCAGCUAGCCAGUGUGAAGCCAGCCACAAAUAAUGACCGAACAGUCUAUUUGAGUAAGUCCACGUUUUAUGACACAAGUCAACAUUGUCGGGCGAAAGACUGCCCUUAUUUUGGGAACCCAGCAACGCAGAAUUUCUGCUCUGCAUGCUACCGUGAUAUGAUCUUGGCUCUUACUAAGUCCACCUGAUUCACUUGAUCCUCGUCUCUUUAUACACCGUAUUCUGUACAUAUUUGUCUUUUGUUAUGCUUUGUUUUAGUCCAAAGUUGUUGGAUCAAAACUCUUGCGUCCUUUUGAACCCUUUGCAGCUUUUCUGUAUGUUACAUACCUUUUUUUUCUUUUAUGGAAGACAUAAAAAUCCAUCAAUGUUACUCUGCAAACACAUUGCUUGUCUGCUCCAUUGAAUAAACCAAAAUUUUUAAUAUCACAAUCUGCUAAGUGUGUUCAGUGAGAAGAACUGUAAUCUAUAAGAGGAUCAAGAACAGCGAAGAGACUCUAGUCAGCUAAAUUGUGUAGGUGAAAAGUAAGAUAUUGCUCUCUGGUAAGAGGAGAAAUAUUGUAGAAUUCUGUCGAAAUUUUGCCCUUUUCUCAUCAAAGUACCUUCGUAACCCUGUGGUUUCUCUGUAGAGCAUGCAAGGUAUUUAUGUACAUUUGAUGGUUGUAUAUAACAUAGGAAUAAAUUUCCAGCCUAAAUUUAGAAGGCGCAUUACAUGGACUUCAGAGACACCAAGAUUGUAGGAAGCAAAUCUGAAAAUAUCAAACAUAGGGUCAGACAUUUUGGCACACACUUGUGCUUUUGUCCGUUUUUAAAAGUAAAAGUUAAAACAUCAAGUAUCUAAGGAAUGUUGGAGUUAUACUUUGACAGAACCAAGCCCAGCAACAAGACUAAGAAUUUUUGGAUUCAAUGUAAACAAUCAACAGCUAAUCACCGGUGCUCAGAAAGUGACUCAUACAUGCACCCCUGUAAACAGUGACAAAUGCAUGCUAGAGAAAAAUUUAGUGGUCAAUAAUGCUCCGGUUUUUUGUGGAUGACCUAAAAUUUUAUACUCUAUAAGAUAAGAUACUUAAAAAUAUAAGUAAUUGAAAACAUUAUGUGGCCAAGUAGUUUUUGAUGAGCGCAGAACUUGGAAUUAUUGAUGUUUUGAGGUAUCAUGACAGCAUGGUGUAAUUUUAGUCCAGAAAUGUUUACCAUAACAUUUUGUUCAACACUCUCAAUCUGAUGCCAUAGUAUAACUCCAGCUAUUCUUUAAUAUUUUGAAUUGAAUUUUCGGUGACUGAAGGAUACAUAGGUGAGUGCUGAAAUGUCUCGCCCAAUGUUUUUGUGUUUUCAUCUUGUUUUCUGCAGUUUAAGCAUCUGUUAAACACAAAAACAUGUAUUUCUUGCUAUUGGUCUGAAUAAGUUUUGCUUAAUUUGUUUGGCUCUGACAAUUUAUGGUUCUUUAGCUGGGGCUUUCCAUCAUUCUAAUGAAUUUCUCUCUAACCAAUUUUGACAUAUCUCUCCGUAUUAGAAGCUGAAUUUUUGAGUUUCUCCCUGCUGUUCAGUGAUUCACCAAGGUGUCCAAUACAGAAUAAAAACAAAUAUCCCUUUAAAUGUUCCAUGUAUAAGAUUUAUUCACCCGUAGUUGCUGUAAGGGCUGAAUUUUUAUUCGUUUUAUCCUUUUCUGAAUAGUGCAAGAGUUAUUGUAACUGAAAUUAUAAAAAAUCCUUUGUUAAAGUUUUGAACUCAAGCAAUUGUAACACACUGCCUAACAUAGACAGUUUCAUGUGAUUUUCUGUCCAAUUAAUGUCUCAACAAACACCUGAAAUAUUUUCUCUUAGUCUCUAAAUAACUUUUCACUCAGCUGUUCCGUAGCUAUAAGAGCAAACCGAACAAUUUUACACUUUGCUAACUUUACAGAUAGCUUUUGAAUUCACUAUACCAUCCAAAACAUUUGCAAUAGUUUCUCUUAAUAAUUAGAAUUUUUAAUUCUCUGUUGCAAAUUUUUUUUUUCCUCUCUCUUUUUUAAUAAGUAAUCCUUUCUAAUUUGAUGUAUAGAGGCCAUUGAAACAAAGGAAAGAUGCAUUCACUCUAAGGUUUUUAUAUAGCAUGGCUUAUGUGGAGACUCGAGCAUUUUUACAAUGUUUUUGGACAAAAGGUCUCCUAUGCAUCUGAGAAGGAUCAUUCACAUGUUUAUUCUAAGUUUAUUUUGAUGGCAUGAUUUUUUAUUAAUGCAGGUGCUUUUCUCUCUUCCUUUUUUGAAAGAUUCGUACUUCUGCCUUUUUUUUUAUGCUUUCCUAAAAAAUGUUCUUGAAUGUGGACAGUAGUAGACUUGGACACUUUUGCCGGGGUAAAUUGAGCAUAUUUACAAAUACUGCAUACCAGUAACUUCCUAGCCAAUAGAACAAUCUGCUCUUUUGGGCAAGUAUUGUAAAACUCUGUUUUUAACAACUGUACAACAUUUGUAAUUUUUAAGAUGUUUCUCAUCAUUUGGAAAGUCUGUUGUAUAAUCUGAGUCAGUGAGGCUUAUUAUUUGAGUCGCUAUUUUCAUUUUUAGCUUGACACCUUUAAAUUAAAAACAACCUAUGUUUAAUCAGUAUAAAUCAUCUGAAAGAUGUAAGCCCACAUAUUAACAGUUAGUCUGGAGCAUAGAGGCGAACCUAACAUAAUCAAAAAACUGACUCAUCAGUUUAAAAGCCCUGCAAAUGAAAUCACACUUUAAGAGAAUGUUCUAUCUGCAUUUUUUCUCUCCUUUCUUCUCCUCAUAACUUGCAAGUACACCUUUUUUUACACUGAAAAUGAAUCCGCUUUUAAAUUUUCAAGUCUCAAGUUAAAAUUAUUUUUUUGUUAGUGGUCAGUCAGGUUUUUGUCCUGAAGAAAAAUGCAUUAAGAUUUGAGCACAAUUUUUACAGGACCCUCCAGUGAAGUAAGGAUUUUUUAGCACUAUUUCAGUGGUCUCACCCCUCCAUCUCCCCUUUUCUUCUUAGUGAACCAAUUUAUAUUUUUCCCCCUUACAUCAAGUAUGAAAAAAAUACCCUUAUCUGUCAUAAAUAGUACGAAUUAAACUCUUUCCCACAAAAUGUAUAAUUUUUAUCUUAUUUUAUUGAAUUAUCGUCAAAACACGAUAAAGUCUUUUCCUUAGCUUCAGAAGAUCAAAGUAUUUUAUUGUAACAUUGAUCACCAACAUAGGUAGUUUCUAUUCAUGUCGGUAAUCUUUUAUUUUGUGUUGACAUAUUCAAAAGAAUGUCUGAAAGCUAUUUUUGUAACAAAGAAAAGUCAAAUUGUUCUGUUUGUGAAGUUUUUGUUUUUCCUAAGAGCUAGUUCAAAUAACCUUCUUGAUUAAUCUUCUUGUUUAAGCUAAGUUAAUUAUUUCGUUUUCAACUCGUUGUUUUAUUUUGUUGAAUUUUCAUUUUGAACAAAAGAUGCCUCAAAUCACAAAUAUUUUUACUAUUAACCUAUUUUCUCGGUACUCCUCUUGUUGUGUUAAUUUUUCUUGACAUGAUAUUGACUUGCUUUGUAAUAAUGUCAAACUAUUUUUGAAAUGCAGUAUUAAACUAUUUUAUCAAAAUAUC
Bemisia tabaci is the source of this 5323-nucleotide messenger RNA. RefSeq names its product OTU domain-containing protein 7B. Gene Ontology annotation, molecular function: K63-linked polyubiquitin modification-dependent protein binding; cysteine-type deubiquitinase activity; DNA binding. Gene Ontology annotation, biological process: protein K63-linked deubiquitination; protein K48-linked deubiquitination; protein deubiquitination involved in ubiquitin-dependent protein catabolic process. The record is from RefSeq and is a predicted model, not a curated record. Gene Ontology annotation, cellular component: nucleus; cytoplasm. Lineage: Eukaryota; Metazoa; Arthropoda; Insecta; Hemiptera; Aleyrodidae.